Ornithodoros turicata is the source of this 1077-nucleotide messenger RNA. Its product is annotated as O-acyltransferase like protein-like. The record is from RefSeq and is a predicted model, not a curated record. The transcript has 6 exons. Lineage: Eukaryota; Metazoa; Arthropoda; Arachnida; Ixodida; Argasidae. Bases 74 to 823 code for a protein of 249 amino acids.
GCAGCACCUGUGGUAUGUGAGCAACGAUCUACAGGUUUUUGUUGUAAUCGCCCUUCCACUGACACUGCUGUUUAUGAGGUACCGAAGAACGGCCUUCGUCGUAUCAGCCGCACUGGUUGUAGCCUUCGCGGUGCUCACCUCUGUUCAGACUUAUCAAUGGAAGCUCUUCUUCAUGUUAACCAGUGGGAGCUACGAUGCGAGGAAAGUAGUUAAUACCCUGGAGCAUAUCUAUUUCAAGCCAUUCGCCCACGUCGGCGGCUACGUCCUGGGAGUCGUGUGUGGCUACAUCGCUACGUGCUACAGGGCACUACCAGUGCACCGGGUGGUCCAGGGAGUCCUGUGGCUUUUUUCGGCAGGAGCCAUUGCUUUCGUCGUGUACAUUCCGUACCCGUGGAACCUGGGCAACCUCCCUAGUGAAAUUGUCAACGCCCUCUACGGAGGAUUUCAUCGCGUCCUGUGGUCUCUAGGGCUGUGCUGGCCCGCUUACGCGUGUGCGACUGGACGCGGUGGUUACUUGAACGCAUUCCUCUCCUGGAAAGCUUUCAUGCCAUUGGCACGCCUGACAUACGGCGUUUACCUCAUCCAUUUCCUCCUCCUCAUUUUCCGAAUGGGACACCUCAAACAGCCCGUCGACAUGGGAGAGUAUUUUCAACUCAUCACAGCCCUGGGCGUGUACACGUUGAGCUUCGCUCUCGCUUACCUGUUGUACAUCUUCUGCGAAGCUCCAGCGAUGCGCUUCGAGAAACUCCUCUUCGAGCCUGCGAAGGUCGUCAAAAAAGUCACAAUUAAGGAAGAACCGGAGCAAGACCAGAAGCCUACAUAAAAUACGAAAGCUACAGCAGCGACGUGUCAAGAGUGAAAAAAAAAACUUUUCAGUUGCGGCUGUUGAGGGGUGACGCCUCGAGGCUACGGCGGAGUUCGUACUCGUGCAUGUACCGCGCCUGUGAUGGGCUUACAGGUGUAUAUGGAGCUGCCAUGUGAUAUUUACGUAAAAAGGGGAGGAAGCAAAGCACAUGUAAAUAGGCGGUGCCCUUUCCAAGUUGUGAAGCCACUCUGAAUUAUAUUUUCAUAUUUUUA